Messenger RNA from Ziziphus jujuba (common jujube), 1314 nucleotides. Its product is annotated as L-ascorbate peroxidase 3-like. NCBI's taxonomy places the organism in Eukaryota, Viridiplantae, Streptophyta, Magnoliopsida, Rosales, Rhamnaceae. Gene Ontology annotation, biological process: hydrogen peroxide catabolic process; cellular response to oxidative stress; response to reactive oxygen species. Gene Ontology annotation, molecular function: peroxidase activity; heme binding. The transcript is spliced from 9 exons. The record is from RefSeq and is a predicted model, not a curated record. Bases 238 to 1101 code for a protein of 287 amino acids.
AGAUAUAAAACAAUAUUCUAGCAAGAAGCCUUUGUUCCAUUCAACAUAAAAGUAAGAUUCCUUUUCUUCAUGGGUAGGCUUGCGAAAAACUUUACUGCAAUCCUUCUUUUGUUCUGAUUCUCUUCUUUUUAAAUUUUCCCUUGCAAUUAUAAAUCCCAGCAAAACAUUUUUACUCCAUUCAAUGCAUUGCUAUUCUUUCUUGAGAACAAAUAAUUUCUGGUCGGUUAACCUGCUUUCAUGGCGGCACCAGUAGUGGACGCAGAGUACCUAAAGGAAAUCGAAAAGGCUCGCCGCGACCUCCGUGCUCUCAUCUCCAGCAAGCAAUGUGCUCCUAUCAUGCUUCGCCUAGCGUGGCAUGAUGCUGGAACAUACGAUGCUAAAGCAAAAACAGGAGGGCCAAAUGGCUCCAUCAGGAACGUAGAAGAGUUAAAUCAAAGCGCAAACAAUGGUUUGAAAAUCGCUGUUGAUUUAUGUGAAGAAGUGAAAGCUAAACAUCCAAAAAUUACGUACGCAGACCUUUACCAGCUCGCUGGAAUUGUGGCAGUCGAGGUCACUGGGGGUCCAUCUAUUGACUUUGUUCCAGGUAGAAAGGAUUCAGAUGCAUCUCCAGAUGAAGGACGUCUUCCAGAUGCUGAACAAGGUCCAUCACAUUUAAGGAAUGUAUUCUAUCGCAUGGGACUAUCUGACAGGGACAUUGUGGCGCUGUCUGGAGGCCAUACAUUGGGAAGGGCACAUAAGGAUAGAUCAGGCUUCGAUGGUCCAUGGACAAAAGAGCCUUUGAAGUUCGACAACUCGUAUUUCAAGGAACUGUUGAAAGGGGAAACAAAGGGACUGUUGAAACUUCCUACUGACAAAGCUCUAAUUGAGGAUCCUAAGUUCCGAAUCUAUGUUGAACAAUAUGCAAAGGAUGAAGAUGUAUUUUUCACAGAUUAUGCAGCAUCACACAAGAAGCUAUCAGAAUUAGGCUUCACACCACCUUCCUCUGCUUCAAAGAGGACUACACUAAGAGGAGUUGUCAUUGCCAUUGGUUUUGCCUUACUUGUCACAGCUUUAUCCAUAGGAUCAGAUUACAUUUGGGAUACUAGGGCUCCCCAUGUUUAAAUUCAAAAUUUCAAACAAAUAAGUCAAAAGUCUUUACUGAAACAAUGUAACUAAAUAAUCCAACAGUUGGGAUAAUUCAAAUAUUGCAUUCUUCAUUUGUUAUAUAUAUAUAUAUAUAUAUAUAUAUAUAUAUAUAUAUGUAUAUAUUUAUUUAUUUAUGAAAAUGUAAAUAAACUAGACAAAAUAUAAAAUACAUUAAUUAAUUUUAUUUUA